Messenger RNA from Etheostoma spectabile (orangethroat darter), 2708 nucleotides. RefSeq names its product endoglin, like (gene engl). NCBI's taxonomy places the organism in Eukaryota, Metazoa, Chordata, Actinopteri, Perciformes, Percidae. The coding region runs from base 8 to 2632 and encodes 874 amino acids. The transcript has 16 exons. The record is from RefSeq and is a predicted model, not a curated record. Gene Ontology annotation, molecular function: transforming growth factor beta receptor activity; transforming growth factor beta binding; type II transforming growth factor beta receptor binding. Gene Ontology annotation, biological process: epithelial to mesenchymal transition; regulation of transforming growth factor beta receptor signaling pathway; transforming growth factor beta receptor signaling pathway.
GUUCCGGAUGCCGGAGACGUUCGUGAUGUCUUCGCUGUCGGGGGUCGGGUGGACGGUUGUCUGUCUCCUGCUCUGGACGAGGACGGCAGCUCACUGUGCGGAGGUGCGUUGCUCCGUGGCACCGGUGGGGGCGCUGCACCCUGUUCAGGGUCUGCUGGAGAGGUUCGAGGCGGGACCGGGCUGCGCUGCCAGAGAACAAGGAAACAAGGAAACUCACGUCAUUGCAGUGGGGAGAGUAGCAAACAGCCCCGAAAACAAGGUGACGGUGUUGCUGAAGCCUUUGUUCCUGCACCCCUCACCCCUCAGAGCCAUCCACCUGCUGCUCAGCUCCAAGCUCCCCGUCACCUGGUGGCUGCAGGCGGAGAGACUGCCCCCCAACCUCCCUUUGCUGGUGCAGGUAUCCUCAAACUCCAGCGUGCAGUCCCUCACCCUGCGUCUGAAUGUCCAGACGGUGCAUUCUCUGCCUUUUGGUCCACGUGCGCUGCACCGCUGGGCUCUGAGACACCAUGGCAACCUGUCCUCUCUGACAUACAUGACACAUGGCAACCGAGUCUACGUCCCACUGGGAGAGGAUCCAAUGCUGCCUGCUGUGUGCCAGUUGCAGUCCUUGUUCCUCUCGCCCAACUACAUGACCUCGGAGCUGCAGCCGCAGGGAGUGCAGGGCUGCGCUGACGCCUCAGCGGGGGGGAUCAGCCCCGAAGUCCACGUGAUCAAGCUGCAUUCAGCGGGCUCCGGGCUCUGUGGCUCUCUCCAGGUGGAGGUGAUCGUCUCUCUUGUGCCCCUGAAGGCUUCAAAGAUCCAGACGGUUGUUCUGAUCCUCGGCAGCUCUGUGCCGGUCAACUGGGCCAUUGUUGCUCCUGGUGUCCGGGGUCAUGUCUCUGUUCAUUCCUCCAACAGUGUCUCCCCUCCUUACCCCCCUGAGCCUGGCCUUACCCUGUCCAGUACCCUGAACUCUGACCUGUCCACAACAUCGGACCUGCUUGUGUGGGCCAAUGAGAGAGGCUACACCACGGUGACCUCAUACACCGAGGCUGACCUGGCCAAUCGCUUUGUGAUCCGGCUGGCUGGGGGCAGGACAGACGUGGCUGGGGGGAGGAACCCGCUGGUUGGGAGGCCUCCGUGGGCCGAGGAGCGCAGGCUGAGGCAGUGGCUGAACGGAGGAGGCAGACCGGGGGGGGGGAGGCGGAGUAUCACGGUGCAGUGUGAGGACGGACGCCUCAGCGUGAGCGUAGACCAACACAUCCUGCAGAGUUUGUCUGUCCCGGUGGCCGCCGUGACUCUACGAGACUCAGCGUGCCAGGCCCAGUCCAACGGAAGUCACUUCCUGUUGGCGUUCCCAGUCAUUUCCUGUGGCACUGAGGGUCUGCUCCUGGGACGGCCUCGAAGGGUGAAGUACACAAACACGGUGUUAUUAUGGAGGGAUCAGCCUCAGGCCAUUCUGGAGCUCAGUGAGACAGAGAUGAAGUCCAAAAAUCCGCUGGCCGUACAUUUCAGCUGUACUUCUGGAGUCCACGAAUCUGCUGACGGGGAUGUUGUCGAUGUAAACAGUUCUCAGGCGGGGCCGAUCCCCUGGGCACCAGAAGACCCGGGACCUGAUCCAGGACUGAGCCACCUACCGACACCCAGACGCAGAUCCGGGCCUGUUCUUAGUUUGAAGCUCUUUGUCACCGAGAGCUACAAGCAGAGGCGGAUCGGCCCCUGUGUCAUAACUGCAGACCACCGAGUCUAUGUUGAGAUUUCAGCCAAAGGGCCUUCCAUCGAUGUUGUGGAGGCGAAGUCAUGCGUGGUCGCCCCUCUGUCGGACCCCAAAAAGUCUAAUUUCUGGACCGUCAUAAGCGGCGGCUGCUCCUCGGACCCCUCCCUGACCCUCGUGGGAAACGCAGCCGACGAAAAGGAUGAAGAGGCCGAAAGAGAUGCGGAACUGGAAGAGGAAAAGGAAGAGACAGAUGGACUGGAGAAAGGCAGAGACAGAGAUGUCUCAUUGCGACGUAGUGUUGAGAAAAGAUGGAGAGAAGCACCAGAAAGGAUGGAAAAAAGUAGCACAAAUGUGGGAGAGAAGGAGGAGGAGGAGGAGGAGGACAUCCAGCCGUUAAGAUUUAGUUUUAUCCUGCGACCUGUUUAUAAUAACUCAGUUCAGUUCCUGCACUGCAGCCUCCGCCUGUGUCUCUCUGAGGAGGAAAGAGGGGAACCCACGAAGGAAGACGGGAGGAAUAACUGUCAGGGUGGGCUGCGUAUCCCUCCACUUGGAUCUAGAUCUCCAGGACAUCAGUGUGAGAUCAGAACCCUGUCCAGGCCCAUGGUGGUCACCCGGCCGAUUAGUUCACUAGGACCCAAACUCCCGAGCCCCCCCGCUGGACCAAGAACCAAGAGACUGAGCGCCCCCCCGCUGAACAGUCCAGACCCACAGCGCAGCAGUGCCCUGAUGCAGACAGGUCCAGUGACAGGACUAGUCUUCGCUGCCUUUGUGAUGGGGGUCGGUCUGAUGGGGGGUCUGUGGUGCAUCUGUCAUCACACAGGUCCACGUACAGCAGCACUUGGAAGAGAAAGUCAUUUUACAGACACGCACACCCAUGAAGGCGUCAACAUCUGGACUCCACCGUCCCCGUCGGAUCGGUCGUCCAGCUCGGUGUAGAGGAUUUCCUGCAAAUCAAAGGAAGGAGAACUGGGACAGCUUGGUGUGUGUGUGUGUGUGUGUGUGUGUGUGUGUG